Messenger RNA from Lodderomyces orthopsilosis Co 90-125, 3225 nucleotides. RefSeq names its product transcription regulator (gene SSN6). Gene Ontology annotation, biological process: regulation of gene expression. The record is from RefSeq and is a predicted model, not a curated record. Bases 1 to 3225 code for a protein of 1074 amino acids. NCBI's taxonomy places the organism in Eukaryota, Fungi, Ascomycota, Pichiomycetes, Serinales, Debaryomycetaceae. The transcript has a single exon. Gene Ontology annotation, molecular function: protein binding; RNA polymerase II cis-regulatory region sequence-specific DNA binding; chromatin DNA binding.
AUGUACAAUCCAUCACAUUCCAUUGUUGUCGGAAAUAAACAGCCACCUCCACCGACUUUGAACGGAGGUGUACAUCCACAAUCGAAUACAGGUGCCCCACCCCCUCCACAGCAACACCAAUAUCAACAACAACAACCCCAUGCUACUGGGCCAGGAAUGAUUGUCGCUGCGGCUCAAGCCACUGCCAACCAGCAAGCGGCAGCUCAAGCUCAGGCCCAAGCUCAGGCCCAAGCUCAAGCUCAAGUACAGGCCCAGGCGCAAGCCCAAGCCCAAGCCCAAGCCCAAGCCCAAGCCCAAGCUCAAGCUCAGCAAUCUGCUCAGGGUAACCCCACUGCAAAUGCUCUCAGUGAAACUACUGCAUCCACCUGGUUGGCAAUUGGGUCCUUAGCUGAAAGUUUGGGCGAUUUUGAUCGUGCAUUAUCUGCUUAUGACUCUGCAUUGAGACAUUCUCCAAACAACCCUGAAAUUUUAACUAAACUCGCCAAUGUAUACCGUUCAAAAGAUGUGUUUUUCAAAGCGGCAGAAUUGUAUGAACAAGCACUUAAUUACAACCCCGAAAAUGGUGAAACUUGGGGUUUAUUAGGACAUUGUUAUUUAAUGUUGGAUGAUUUGCAAAGAGCCUAUGCUGCUUAUCAACGUGCAUUGUAUUAUUUGGAAAACCCUAAUGUACCGAAAUUAUGGCAUGGUAUUGGUAUUCUUUAUGAUCGAUAUGGAUCUUUGGAGUAUGCUGAAGAAGCAUUUGUUCGUGUAUUGGAAUUGGAUCCAAAUUUCGAAAAAGCUACUGAAAUUUAUUUCCGUUUGGGUAUUAUUUAUAAACAUCAAGGUAAAUUACAACCAGCAUUGGAAUGUUUUCAAUAUAUUUUGAAUAAUCCUCCACCACCAUUGACUCAACCUGAUGUGUGGUUUCAAAUUGGAUCAGUCUUGGAACAACAAAAGGAUUGGAAUGGUGCCAAGGAAGCUUAUGAAAAAGUACUACAAGUUAAUCCUCAACAUGCAAAAGUUUUACAACAAUUGGGUUGUCUUUAUUCUCAAGCUGAACUGAAUCCACCAACACCAGGGCAAAGCAAUGGGUCUCAUCGACACGAACCAUUCCAACAGGAUUUGAAUAUUGCAUUAAAGUAUUUGACCCAAUCGUUGGAAAUUGAUCCUAGUGAUGCUCAUUCUUGGUAUUACUUGGGAAGAGUUCACAUGAUUAGAGGCGAUUUCAAUGCCGCAUACGAAGCAUUUCAACAAGCUGUUAAUCGUGACUCUAGAAAUCCAACUUUCUGGUGCUCUAUUGGUGUUUUAUACUAUCAAAUUAGUCAAUAUCGUGAUGCAUUAGAUGCUUACACCAGAGCCAUUAGACUAAACCCUUAUAUCAGUGAAGUGUGGUAUGAUUUGGGAACUUUGUAUGAAACUUGUAACAAUCAAAUCAGUGACGCAUUAGAUGCUUAUAGACAAGCAGAGAGGUUAGAUCCAGGAAAUCCUCAUAUAAAGGCAAGACUAGAUCAAUUGAUUAAAUAUCAACAAGAAGGAAAUACUCAUGCACCUCAACCACCACCAUCUAUUCAACAACCAAGAUUGCCUCAAGGAAUGGUUUUGGAAAGUAAUCAACAACCUGGCCAACAGGGACUGCCAGGACAACCAGGUCAGCAAUUGCAAAGUGGCCAAACACCAGGACAACCUUUUGGUCAGCCACAACAGCACCAACAACAACAACAACAGCACCAACAACAACAACAACAACAGCACCAACAACAACAACAACAACAACAACAACAACAACCAGCACCACCACAACACCAGUUCUCCCAACAAGUACCACCCCAACCUAACAAUGAGGGCCCAGCUCCUCCUCAAUUGGCAGCAUCAAAUCAACCAGGGUCUCAAUUGCCAGCACCCCCACCACACCAGCAAUUACCUCAGUACCAACAAGGACAGCCAGGGACUGCGGCAGGUCUUUCCCAGUAUCAAAGUUCGAACCCAAACCAACCGCAGCAACAACAACAACAGGCACCUCAACAACAAAUUCCAAUCCCUCAACAACAAGCUGCCCCUCAAUCUCAGUUCGGGCGGCAAGCUCCUUACCAACCUCAACCACCUAUCCGGGUAAAUCACAGUGAGCCAUCUCAACCGAGCCCGGCGUUGCCUGCUUUGAAUAACACGAAUCCAUCUAGUGUUGUAAACAUUGAUACAAAGCCAGCAUUGGAAUCCAAGCCUACUGGAGCCAAGAGAACUUCAAAUGCUGAAGAGUUAAAACUGGAACUGACAAAUUCUCCUCAGGUUAUGAAAACUGAAGCUUCAGCGCCUUCAGUGCAACAAGAGACCCCUGUUCCAACUCCACGUCCUGAAGAGCCAGCAGCGGUUACAAAGCAAGAAAAACAGGAGGAUGAAGCACCAAAAGGGCCUGCUCAACAAACUCAAGCACUGGAUGUAACGGAAAGUAAGCCUGAACCGCAACCAGUACAAGCUGAAUCUCUUCUGCAAUCUCCAGGCACAGUCGCUGAUGCCUCUCCAGAUAAGAGCAAAGCUGGUUCUCCCCAAAAUAAUGGGAAACACGACUUAGAUGACAAGGACGAUUCAGAAAAGGUUUUGAAAAAGAAAGAUGUUGACGAUCAAAAGGCAUCUACUUCUUCUCCCGAGACUGAACAACAAAGCAAAAACGAAGAAUCACCAACACCUAUACAAGAAGAGGCCAAAAUUUCUCCCAGCUCAGGUAUUGAAACUACUGGAGCUGCAACUCAACAACCAAAUCCAGGAACUCCUUCAUCUGCUGAAGUCCCACCAGUACCUACUAAAGUUUCAUUAGUACCUCGUUUUUCAAGUAAUGUGACCGAAAAAGAAGAGAAGCGAGAGGAGAUCAACCCAAAUGAUCCUGAUGAAGUUGUAUCAGGAGCUAUACCUGCUGGAAAUAAAGACAAGAAAGAUCGUGAUGGCGAUGGUAAACCAGUUGUACAAGAUCACCAUCAUACUGGUGAAACCUCAGCAAGGGAAGAAAAGCAUGAAGAAGAACGUAAGAAAUCCGAAGACAUUGGUGUGGAAAAGAAGGUGGACGAUGAUGAAAAGAAAAAUGAAAAUCUCGUGCCUGCUGCUUCUGUGGCUACAAAAAAGGAAUAUUCUCAAGUGAAAGAAGACAAGCCUGAGGAUGAAGACAAUGGAAAUGCAGCCUCUGAAACCAAGAAGGAGGAAAAUCCUGAACCCCCAAUGAGACAAGUUGAAGAAGAUGAGAAUUAUGACGAUGAGUAG